Mercenaria mercenaria is the source of this 6479-nucleotide messenger RNA. Its product is annotated as anti-sigma-I factor RsgI-like. Bases 96 to 1286 code for a protein of 396 amino acids. The transcript has 3 exons. The record is from RefSeq and is a predicted model, not a curated record. NCBI's taxonomy places the organism in Eukaryota, Metazoa, Mollusca, Bivalvia, Venerida, Veneridae.
CGCUGAUUUUACCUUACUGUUUAAACCUGAACAUUUAUUUUCUGUUCAAAUACUUCCUGAUUACGUUUUGAAUAAAAUUCGGUUUUUAAAAUAUUAUGUUUAUCACAUUAUUUGUUGGUUUGGAUAUAUUUCACGUUACAAUGAUGGAUCCCUUAAAUGAGUGUACAUGUGCUCUAGCUGAUUGUGCCGCAUACGAGGACGUGCUCGGAUUAGCACCAUGUCCGCCUCCAGGCUUCUAUAGUGAAUUCGCCAGUUACGCACUCGGUGAAGCACUUUGCCCGUCUGAAAUCUGUAAAAUUGCAAAGAGAUGUAUGACAACAUUUCAAACAGAUGUCUCAUCGCAGAUCAUACAGAGUAUUUGUAACCCUGCAACCAGCACGACAACGACAACGUCGACAAACUUUACAGUAACACCGACUAAUUUCACAGAGACUUCGUAUACAUCUAUCACAACGCCGACUAAUUUGACAACGACUGUUGAUUUAUUGACAUCGAGGUCCACUAUAGCUCCAGUGAUAGCUUCCGACUGGGUUCCAUUUCUGAUCGGGACCUUAAUCGCCGUCGUCGCUGUCAUCAUCAUCGUCGUCGUCAUUGUGGUUAUCAAGCGGAGAUGCACAGCUAGACUAUACCAGGUAGCGUCUUUAAGAUGUUCCAACACGAUUUGUUCAUGUGUAAAAGAAAAUGACCACCGGACAGGAAUAUUUGCCAUUGAAGACCAUGUUUGUAAUAUUGCAUAUUUUGAGGCUAAAACAGAUAAUGAACGAUUUAGCGCAGAAAUAUGUUUCAAAAGAGAUGAAGUGCGAGAGAGUAUGAUCUUGAAACAAAACACUAAAAAGUUAAGCGUUCAUUUCACAAAUAAGACUGAACAAGGAUACGCUAAAACAAGUCAUGUGUCAGAGAGAAUUCUUUCGAGGGAAAUUCAAGAAAAUUUCGAAACGAGCGAAUGCCAUUCAAGUCAGACGCAAAUGGAAGCAUCCAAUGAGACCAGAUUGAAAGAAAACAAAGAAAAGAGUUUACACGAUGAUGAUGAUGAGGAGGGGGAGGAGGAGGAGGAUGACGACGAUGAUCAUGAUGACGAUUUUGACAAUGAUGAUGAUGAUAAUGAUGAUGAUGAUGAUGGUGAUGUUGUUGUUGAUGAUGAUGUUGAUGAUGAGAACAUUCAAGAAGACUCCGAAAGACUUGAAGGUAUUACAUAUAAAGAUAUUUCUAGUGAUGAAAAGGUAAAAGGAAGCACUGAGGACAGUGGGAUCACAUGUGCAUUUCGGAUCGAAAGAUACCAGUUUUAGAGAUACUUCAAGAAAACAUUGAAACAAGAGAAGAUCAAACCAGUAGUACAACUACACAGGCAUCAUGUGAAGAAGACGAAGCAGAAACUUCAGGAAGACUUGGAGAUGACAUUGAUGAGGCAAAUACUUCAGUAACAGUCACAUCUUGUACAUUGACAAACGAAUCAGACUAGCAAAAAUAUGAUAAUUCAGAUUAAAAUAUAAUGCCUGAAAGCAACAUUUGUAGUGAUAUUGAAACAAUGGUUAGUAAGACAGAUACCGUUGUAAUCAAAUUGUAAUGGAAAACAUGCAGAAAGUAUUACAAUGGCUGAAUGUAAAAUAACUAAUUUUCAAGCAAAUACUUUUUUAAAAACUGAUAUGCAAAACGGUACUGGAGAUACGUAGGCGUUCAAAGGAUAAACGAAUUAAACAGCGGAUUAAUGGUAAUUAUACAUAAAGAUAAAUACUAAAAAAAGGUGAUUUGACGCUACUUUCACAAUGUAAACUUUAAUUGUCGUGACUGAUUUGUCCCAUUUUGUUUUAUUUUUCCGCCCAGCGACCCCGCCAUCCGAAAACACAAGAUUUUAGAAAUUUAAAAGGGCGGGAGCGCUUAGGGAAAAGCUCGCUUCAAACAAUGGGGUAUCGUAACAAAUCACGCCCGUCAGAGUUGACGCUAUACUCAUAAUACUGUAUUUACAAUGAAACGUCUUCUAGAAGAAUCUUUGGAACACCUUCCUAUGAAAUUGUAACCAUGCCAAAAGUUUUAUACGCUUUUGUUAUGAAGUGACACAAAGAAAUACGUUGCAAUACUCUACGAAGCAAAAUCUCUUUCCAUGGUAAUCUUAAAAUGUGCUUGCGAUGUUAUUCUUUAUUGAAAUAUUUAAUCUUAUUUGCAGUCUUAUUGAGUUACAAGCAGCGGUGGUAUAACUUGUUUAACACAGAAUUAUUUUGAACAGCGAAGUCUUUACACAUCCGAAGUCUUGGACGAGGAGCACAGUUUAAUGUAAAAAUAAUGCGUUUUAAAACAUAUGUGGAAUGUGAAAUAUACAGGAAAAUCUCUGAUAUUCUUCAAAUGUCCUGUACUGUAUUAGUAAUCAUAAACUUAACUUUUAACGAUGCAACCGUUCAUUAUGAUAGAUCCGGUUGUCGCAUUUAUACAGAAAUUAAAAGAGGUAAAUAGUGUGAAAAAAAUGUGUAAUCGAGUAAUAGCGGAUUCAAGUAGUUCUGUUGUUUUGCACUGUACAACAUUUUUCCUUAACUUCAUUGCAAUGUUGUUGUUUUUUUUUCUGAAAUCACAUAACAGGUCUAUGUUUUACAAAACAGAGUGUGUCACGGAAAUUUAAGUCAUACUCCACCACUACAAGUGGGGUUUGUUUUUGCAUAUUGUUUUUGAUUGACUAUUGUUCUUUGUUCAAGCACGACUCCACUUUUCUUUUUAUUUUUAUUCAGGAAUGUGCUUCAAAAAAGGUGUAAGUUGCAAACAUAUAAAAAGGGAUCUGGUGUGUUUUUCAGCCGCUGGAGUUUCUCAGUUUCAUAUAUAAUAACGAAAUCGAGCUAUUUAGUGGCUUUAUACGGUGUGAAAAUACCAAGUAUAGACGUGAAACUGAAAUUCCUGUUCACAAAAUCUUUGGAAUAUGAACAGAACUGAACAAAAUUUUAUUACAGACUGGUACAUGGUGCAUGUUAUGUCUAAUCUGGAAUCGUUAAUAUAUGCAGCUGUUAAGGUUAUUCAGAGCUAUCGCUUUGCUAAUUGCAGUAUUUAAUGGCCUACUGAAGAAAGUUUGUACGAAAAUACCCAUGGAAAAUUUUACUGGAAGGUCUUGACCAGGCCCGACUUCUUAACAUGCGUUCGUUUCGAGGUGACAAUGCAAUUGGUCCCAUUUAAUGUGUGUUUAUUACAGUGCCGCCCAUUUCGAAGGGCUUCUGAGACACCUUUGCGCUGUGCAUAUUCAUUUAUAUAAUCCCAGGCACCAGGAGGAAGGUUAUCAGUACUCAUUAUUUAUCUAACUAGUGACUCACCUACCACAUCGGAACGGAUCACAGUGGGAUGUGUACGUUUGACCUGUUCUUACGGUGGUACAGGGGUGACAUAGAUGUUUUUAUACUUAAACGUGCCAUGUAAUAAUUAAUACGUGCGCACGUAUUAGUAUAAAAACAUCAGCGCAUAUAUUAGCACGUGCGCAGAUGGGUUUUUUAUACCAGUACAUACGUAUAUGUUUUUAAACUAAUAGGCACGCAAGUAUUAAGUAAUACGUGCACACGUAAUAAGUUAUACGUACGCAGAUGCCCUUUUCAACUAACACGUGCGCACGCAAUAACUAAUACGUGCGCGCGUAUUCCUUAUUACGUGCACACGUAUUAGCAUUAAACAUCUACUAGUAUGUCACCUCUGUACGAGCGUACGUUCCUGAGGCGAAUACCUUAACCACUAGACCAUAGUACGUAUCAAAAACUUUGGAAUUGGAAUUCUGCCGAUGACUUAACAUAUCUGUUCGCAAUCGCUUGAAGAAACCUGAAAACAUGUAACGGAAACAUAAUUAUCAUGACACACUGACUAUAAGGUGACAAUGGUUUUCAUAUUGUAUAUACUUUUGUUGAUAUUCAACUGUCGAGCAUCAGCUUAAACGUGCUACAGGAGAGGUAAAACUGUAAUCGAUAGAAAUCAUUUUAUUAAUUCAUACUAUAUCUUAAAAAUCAAAAUUAUUUAUAUAUCAGUUUAACAAAUAUGACGCUGAUUAGAGGCGGACCAUUUGAACUUCUUGGAGGGGUUGUGCUGGCUUUUUUCUUGAAAAAAAGAAUUUUUAUGCUAAAAAAUCAGAAUGUUAUUUUUCAGAAUUUGAAGGCCAGAUUUUUUUCAGAUUAAAAACCAAAGACAUGUUUUCCAAACAUUUUUAGUGUACAUUUGUUAUCCAAAAACCAAUAAGGAACUAUGGGAGAUUUUACAUUUGUCAUGAUUGAGUGCUGAGGUAAUUACAAGCCUUUAGCGGGGUUUGAAACGUAUACCAAGCAAUAUUGACAGUUCCUGUGUUUCAAGUGGCCUGAUUGUAAUACUACGAUAUUUUUGUCUACACUUCAUUAUUCUUUUUAUCUUACAGUUCCUGUCGAAAUACAUUUCAGUUCAAUCUCAUAUCACAGUAGUAAAUAUAAUUAAGCUGCACUUCAGGGGGCUAGUCAGAUAAUGGCGUAAAGGAAAAUAAUCAUCAUUCUUUCAAAGUUAAUAUGACAUUUUCAUGUUUUAUUUAAGCCAGUUGCUGUUUUUAUUUCAUAGGGGAUAUGUACUUAACAUUUUGAUAGCUUUUUUCAAGAAUUUUGCAGUUUUAAUGUAAAAAAAAAUUAUUACCCAUAUUUUAGCUGUCAGUUUGGAUGACAACUAUCAAAUUUUCAGUUCAGAAUAAGUUUCAUGCCCAGAAUAAGUUUCUGUUAAGGAAGGGGGUCUUAUAUCUGAUUAGAGUUCCGUUAUACAAGCGGUCUGAUGACGAAAACGACAAUAACAAAAAUAAAAUAAAAACCAUUCUGAGUUUAGAAUCCAUUUACUCUCAGUCUCAAACAUAUAACCAUCAUCGAUCAUAACAUGUCCUUUUUCUGGUGUACACGUCAUUUCGCACCUCUCGCGAGACAGGAAAGCAUUGUCUCCGAACUUGUAAUAUUCUCCGGGACAGUCAUGAAUGUGUACACAUGUAUCGGAUCCAGAUAUCGAAAGUCUCAAAAUAGUGGUGGCAUAUUUCUGCCACGAGAUAGCUAGUUAGCUAUCACGAUAAUUAGUAAACUUUCCAGGAAAUGUGUUCCUUUUUCCUGAAAACAUUUCAGCAAAAAAUAAUAUUUUCUAGAUAUUUUUAUUCAUCUCCUGAAAAUGUUUUAGCGCAAAAUUUCGCGCUAAUGUUUGGAACUGUCACGAGAUGCUCGGUAACUAUCACGAUAAUAUUUUAAACUUACCAGCAAAGUAGUGCAUUUUUCUGAAAACAUUACCGCAAUCAAUUAUUUUUUCUCGAUAUGCCUUUUAUUUCAGGAAACUUGCGAUAAACUUUUCAGAAAAGUUCGAAAUAUUGAGAUAAUUUCUGAAAGUAUCGAGAAAGGUAAUCUACCUAAUAAAUGGCAGCUGUGGGCAGUUACACAAAAAGUAUCGAGAAAAUAAUGUGAAUUAUCGCAAUAAUAUUUCCUGGAAACCUUCAACUAUUCAGAUAAUCUUUUUAGAAAACUUUAUCACUUUAUCAAGAUAAUAUUUUUGAAGUAUCGCGAUAGCUACCUAGCUAUCUCGUGACAGAAAUAUACAAAUCAGACUGUUUGCUCAACAUAUUUCUUCAGGCAAACAGAAAACAAAUUUACAUAUUUUUAAGUACAGUUCGUUUUUGUAAACAUCAUGUUUGUAAACAUUAAAGGUUGCGUUUCGUAACCUUAACUCCGGCUGCCAUAUUUUAGUGUUUCUAGUAUAAGAAAAACAUGAGCUCAAGCUAAAACAAAACAUAAUCAAAAAGUAGAAAUGUCAUUUUGUAAGUAGAGAAAUUUUGGUCUGAAAACGUGUAAACACGGAUGACCUAGUAAUCGAACUGUAAUGCAAGUUGUAACAACAUUCAACAAUACGAAAACGUUAUUUUAAGGUAGUUCUGCACGAUUAAACACCGGAAGUGAUAGCGCAACGUUAUUUAUCCAUUAAACACAGAAUACAGCCAGUGCUCGGCAUACAGGUAUACCGACACUAAAUAGGAAAAUGGCGCGAAAAAAAUGGUAGUUGCAUAAUGGCGGAUUUAAAUAGUUCUCAGGGUUUUCUGCUCUUCAGAGCUAUUUUCCUUAUUUCCUUUGCACAUUUUUGUCAGAAAUCACAUGACAGAUAUAUGCUUGACAUUUAGGAAGCAUUUUCAUAAUGAAAUGAUAGCAUGACAGAAUGUGUCAUUGAAAAUUAGGCCAUACACCACUACAAUUUGGGGUCUCAUUCUUUAGCUGAUUUUGCCGUAUGUGUGUUUUGACUGAAAUAUUUUUUUCUUCCAUCAUAUGACCCCCACUUUUCUUUUGAUUUUUAUUCAGCACUGACAAUAUACUUCAAGAAAAUGUAAGUUACAGACAUUUAAAAUGGGUCCUGAUAUGUGCUUCAGCCAUCGGAAAUUUGUCAAUUUUACAUAGAAUAAAGAAGGCCAGCUAUUUAGUGUGUUUGUCAGAAUAAUUUGUAUAUUUGAUGUAUUGCUAAUGUAACAUAUAAGCACAGAUAGUGUUCGACUCCCU